Messenger RNA from Tripterygium wilfordii, 1293 nucleotides. RefSeq names its product transcription factor BHLH089-like. The record is from RefSeq and is a predicted model, not a curated record. The transcript has 6 exons. Gene Ontology annotation, cellular component: nucleus. Gene Ontology annotation, molecular function: protein dimerization activity; DNA-binding transcription factor activity. Gene Ontology annotation, biological process: regulation of DNA-templated transcription. Bases 82 to 900 code for a protein of 272 amino acids. Lineage: Eukaryota; Viridiplantae; Streptophyta; Magnoliopsida; Celastrales; Celastraceae.
GCUCCCGAAUAUGCAAUGACAUGGUAGUGUCAUUUUAGCUGCUACUAUUUGAAUUUGGUUUUGAAUUCGGGUCGGGUUUGGAUGAUGGAUCCACCUGCAAUGAUGAAUGACGGCUCGUAUAAUUUAGGGGAGAUCUGGCCGUUUCCCAUCGGUGACGGUAUGAGGAGAGCUCAGUUCGGGCUAGAGCAAUUUGGGGGUUCGGGUAUUAGUGAUCCGCUGAUGUCGGAGCCGAGAGGGGCCAACAGUGGAGAUGGCGGCGGGAUUACAAGGAAGCGGCGUGAUGUAGACGAUGAGUCGGCGAAGAGCGUCUCUACAAGCAAUGGCAAUAGCAAUAGCGUGAAUGAGUUUGAAUGCAAUCAGAAACGGCGUAAAUCAUCAGGAUGUAGAGAUGCGAAUGGUGAAUCAAGAGCCGAAGCAGAAACCAGUACAGGCAAGGCUGCGGGAAAACAAAAUACUCAACCACCGGAACCGUCCAAACAAGAUUACAUCCACGUACGAGCUAGAAGAGGUGAAGCCACUGAUUGCCACAGCCUAGCAGAAAGAGCUAGGAGAGAAAAGAUUAGUAAGAGGAUGAAAAUUCUUCAGGAUCUGGUCCCUGGUUGCAACAAGGUUAUUGGCAAGGCCUUGGUCCUCGAUGAAAUUAUUAAUUACGUACAGUCGUUACAACGUCAGGUCGAGUUCCUCUCAAUGAAGCUUGAAGCAGUGAAUUCAAGGAUGACUCAUGUAAUUGAUGCAUUUCAUCCUAAAGAUAUCAAUUGGGCAUUACCGUUUGCUCAGCAAACAUUUGAUACUGGUGGUAUGGCAUUUGGUUCACAAGCUACAAGGGAAUUCAGCAGUCGUGGUACUUCUCCAGAAUGGCUGCAUAUGCAGGUUGGUGGUGGUUCUGAGAGAACAACGUAAUCCGGCCAAUGCUUGUCAAUUAUUAAUAAGGCCAUCAAGUGACGAUGCUUCUUUCCUCGGUGACUGAAAAAUCAUACCCUAUAUGUUAAAAUCAAAUGGAAACCAUAUUUCUACUUGCAACAUCUGACAUGGAGCUGUGAUUGCAGUCUCAAAGACGACCUAAGUUGAUCUCCUUUCGUCUGUGUGUUGAAAAAAUCAUUGUUGUACCUAAUGUUUCUUGUGGCAGGCUUCAUGACCUUGGCUGUGGUAAUACCUGAACAGAACCUCAGAACGAGUAUUCUUCUUGUAAACGAAUGUUACUGCUUCUAAACUUGCAAUUCUUACAGCAUAUGCAGACUUUGCUCUAAGUUUGAUACUUGUUAAUGUGAAUUGGCCGAAGCUUUGUUCCAUGCA